AUGAUGAGGAAAAUGUGGGUUUGGAUUUUGGUGACAAUAUCAUUGGUUUGGGUUAAUGAUUGGUAUGGUGGCUGUUAUGGGUGUUUGGAGGAAGAGAGAAUUAGUCUUUUGGAGAUCAAAGCUUCAUUCGAUCCAUUUUGCAUGGAUUCUGGAGUAUUGAGAGACUGGGUGGACAAUAAAGAGAAAUUUGGUAACUGCUGUGAGUGGCCUGGUAUCCAGUGUGAUGAAUCCACAAAACGAGUGACCCAAAUCUCUUUUACGGAUCCGAAUCCAUAUGAACCUUACUGUUCCCGCGGAUGGAUUCUCAAUGCAUCUUUGUUUCUGCCUUUCCAAGAAUUACAAACUCUUGAUUUAAGAAGAACUGGAUUAGUUGAUUGCUUUAAGAAUGAAGGCUUUGAAGUCCUAUCAUCAACACUGAAGAAAUUGGAAGUCCUUGACUUAAGUGAUAAUCUAUUUUACAACAGGCCUCUUUCAUUGAAUGGGCUUUCAUCUCUCAAGUCUUUAGAUCUAUCAACUAAUGGGUUGACGGAAUCAGGUUUUGAGGUUAUGUCAUCAAAUUUGAGGAAACUAGAACACCUUGACCUCAGUUAUAAUGAAUUCAACGACAGGAUUUUAUCAUGUCUGAGUAGAUUUUCGUCUUUGAAGUCCUUAAAUCUAUCAGGCAAUUAUUUGUUGUCAGGGUCAACGGAUAUAAGUGGUAAAGUUGUUAAUCUAUCUCACGAAAACUAG
Messenger RNA from Dovyalis caffra, 729 nucleotides. The record is from the annotation of a GenBank genome assembly. NCBI's taxonomy places the organism in Eukaryota, Viridiplantae, Streptophyta, Magnoliopsida, Malpighiales, Salicaceae.